This is a messenger RNA of Drosophila eugracilis, 771 nucleotides long. RefSeq lists its product as uncharacterized. The coding region runs from base 80 to 595 and encodes 171 amino acids. The record is from RefSeq and is a predicted model, not a curated record. NCBI's taxonomy places the organism in Eukaryota, Metazoa, Arthropoda, Insecta, Diptera, Drosophilidae. The transcript has a single exon.
UGUCAUAUUAUAAUUUAUAUCAAACAUAUUUCAAUCUAAAUUUUCGUUUUCCAGGUAAUUUUAAAGCUGUCACCAAAUUAUGUCGGAAACAGAACAGAAAAGCUUAAAUAGCUUGGAAGCUAAUGGCAUGCCUAAAGAAAUAGAAUCGGACAUAACGACCAUUGAAAGAUCCUCAGAACUGGAGAAACUUAUAACAAUAACCUUGGAACAGAUUGAAUCGAUUUCCCACGAAGACGAUCUUACCGAUAAAAACAUAUUGAAUGUUUUAGAAAAUUUCAAUAGAAAGGAACUUUUGAACUUUGAUACGGUCUACAAUGAGGUUCAGAGUAUUAAAAAGUUACAGGAUAAUAAUAAUAAGCAAAUGCAAGCAGUGGAUCAGGACAUAGCUGAUAUAUUUAUGGAUUUGCAUAAUAUUUAUAUGCGUCUGGAAAAACUGGAUAAAAGUGGCAGGAAGUUAAGCAGUCCGAAAAAAUCACAGUUGUUAAAACAUGUCAAGGAAUCUGAGAAUUUGCUGAGUCGUUCUCGGCAUUAUCUUUCAAACGAUCCCAGGGAAAUGAAUGCCAUGCUUGUGGGCCCACCAAAGGAACCCGAAUAAUCUUCCAUUUCUAGGUUGUAUAAAACGGAAGUAUCUGAAAGUACCGAAAGUACCGAGAGGCAUGCCUUUCUGACCAAUAAUGAUUAAGAAAUCUGCUAAUCAAGACUUAGCAGAUGUUUUGGAAAAUAAUUCAAUGUAAGAAUUUUUCGAAUAGAAAAUAUAGCUUUCAAUUUGUA